Messenger RNA from Patella vulgata (common limpet), 4364 nucleotides. Its product is annotated as poly(A) RNA polymerase GLD2. Gene Ontology annotation, cellular component: cytosol. The transcript is spliced from 13 exons. NCBI's taxonomy places the organism in Eukaryota, Metazoa, Mollusca, Gastropoda, Patellidae. The record is from RefSeq and is a predicted model, not a curated record. Bases 82 to 1695 code for a protein of 537 amino acids. Gene Ontology annotation, molecular function: poly(A) RNA polymerase activity.
GUAUGGGGAGAUAAUUUCCACGCGUUUUCCAAAAAGUAAUUUAAAUUUUUGUAAAAAAUUAUUUUCAGUCAGGAAUGUUGAAUGAACUUGAAGCGUUAUUUAUUGAAUGUAGUUAGUAAAAGUGAAGGGGGAGUGUGUUUAUUUCUUACAUCUGCUUUACUUACUACAAGACUGAUUAUUAAAGGAAUGUACAUGUAUCUUCCUGUAGAAGUAACACGUAGUAGACAAAACUUCGAGAACGUUUAUCAGUCUUCACCUGCAGGAGCUUAUACAAACUAUGUGAGUCCCCUACCACAUGCACAAUACAAUCAGAACCUUCUUCAGUCACUACCUACCAGUAAUACAAAACCAGCACAGAGAGUUAUACACAGUGUACUGGGAUAUGCAUGUCCGUCAUUGUAUCCACAAAUACCACCACCAACCGCUGCGGGAAUUGCCUGUCUGAAAGAAAGCAUACGUACAGAUAUUUUACAAAAACUGAACCAUUCCAGUUUUUCUAGCAGUUCAAGUUCUUCCCCCCUUGGUCCAACAGACAUGAAUAAUCAAAGUUUUCAUCACGAUUCUCAAUCUCCAGUCAACUGGAACUCACAACUGGGAAAGCGAGGUAGAUAUGGAGAUACACCAGAAACAAGUAGUUCUAAAAAAGCUAAAAUGAAAGGAAAAAAUGAACAGGAAUCACGAAUCGAAUCCCCACAUCAUAUGGCUUUAGGUGGUGCAUUACCAGAGGUUACCAAUUCUAUAUGGCGUUACUUUUUACAAAAUCAACAGUCAGAGGAAGUAUAUCAAAAGAAAAUAUUAUUAAGAAAAUGUCUGUAUGCUGUAUUACAAGGUGUAUUUCCAUACUGUGGUUUAUAUAUUGUGGGAUCUUCUAUGAAUGGUUUUGGUAAUACUAGAAGUGAUAUGGAUCUCUGUCUCAUGGUGUCUAAUAAAAUUAUUGAUCAGAAACGUGAGGCUACAGACAUAUUAUUUAAUAUCCACAGAGCGUUAAGAAAAUGUUCAUUUAUCUCCAAUGCAAAUGUAAUCCGAGCCAAAGUUCCUAUUUUAAAAUUUCGAGAUAAAAUCAGUACGGUAGAUUGUGACCUCAAUAUUAAUAACUCUGUUGGUAUCAGAAAUACACAUCUUCUGAAAUAUUAUGCCUGCAUGGAUUGGCGGGUGAGACCUUUAAUGUUAUUUAUAAAACACUGGGCUAGAUAUCAUGAUAUCAAUGAUGCAAGGAAAACAACUAUAUCUAGUUAUUCAUUUGGUUUAAUGUUAAUACAUUAUUUACAAGAUGGUUGUGAUCUUCCUGUAUUACCAGCUUUACAUAAAUUUCAUCCUGAAAUGUUUUCUUCAACAUCUGAUAUCCGUCAACUUAAACUCAAUGAAAAUCUUAAGUUUGAAACAAAAAAUAAUCAGUCAUUAGGAGAAUUAUUCCUAGGAUUUCUAGAUUAUUACAGUAAUAAAUUUGAUUAUGAGAAUUUUGCCAUCAGUGUAAGAUUAGGAAGUAAAAUUCCUAAACGUGUGAUAGCUCAACAGACAGAUAAUAUUCGACAGUGGAAAUAUCUGUGUAUUGAAGAACCAUUUGAUUUAUCUAACACAGCUAGAGCAGUAUAUGAUGAUUAUGCUUUUAUCAGGAUUCGUAGAGUGUUCCGUGUCAGCUUUCAUAAACUCAAUCAAAAGAAACAUAUUGGUGCUAUUCUAAGUCAACCAUUUUGAGUGCUAAUAAUUAUACAGCCAGGAAAGUGACAGUAUAUCCAAGUAUUGUUCACUAACAAUUGUGUGUGGUGUUUUCGAGAACAUGGAUUUUGGAAUAAAAGACAUUUUUAAUGAUUCAAUAGAAAUUAUUAUGUUUUAGUAACAAUUUAUUCAUUUCACAGAAAAAGAAAUAAGUCUUAUUCCAGAUGUUUAUAAAGUAGAUUGGGUGUAGUUCAAGUAUUAUUUUGAAGAAUACUCAGGAUAUAGUCAUGACUUGCUAAUUCUGUAAUUUAAAGCUUAGAUUUUGUUAAAUACAGUUUCAGAUUAUGUUAUGAAGAGAGGAUGAAGGAUUUUGCAGUAAUUUUGACAUGGGUAGGGUGAUAAAUAGAUAAAUAAUAAAAAACUUUUUUAAUUAUGUGCUGCCUUGAACUGAAAUAAAAUUUCAAGAUCUAAUUUUGUAGUAAUAAAUUACUCUCUUAAAAUGAGUGCAAUUAGUUAGAAUUGAUGUAUCUUAGUCCUUAAUGUGUACAAUAUGCUGAUGUGUUAAACGAAAGAUAAGAAAGAUUUUAACAGUUGUGCAGGUAGGAUUAUCAUUUUAUCAUCUACAUUUGUAUUAUAUUUCCUUCAUUUGAAAGAAAUUACUUAAAGCUGCAUUAGGUAAGAAUAAGUGAUGUGUGGUUUUUCGGUUUAACCGCACGGUAUCGGUUUUUACAUGUAAACCGAACUGAUAAAAAAAAAAAUAACCGUGCGUUUCAGUUUAUUUUUGUUCCAAAUUCCUCAUUUUUAAUUUACCUGUUUUUCGUUUCGGAAAUGUUUGAAAAAUUCCUAAUUUUUAUGUAACCGUACUUCGUUUACUUGAUAAUUCCAAAAUUUUAAUGUAGCCAACACUUUCGUUUUUAUUUUCGAUCAACCAGACCCCCUAUGUAUAGAGUGUUUAAUAAGUCUGGAUGGCCUAGACUAUUUAUUUUCUCAGUUCGGUUCAGUUUAUAAUCCAAACUUUUAUGCAAGCCUAAGCCGGUUGUCAAUAACGCACGAUGGCUUCCUCUAAAAGUAAAAUGUCUCCAUGGCUUGCUCACUAGGAAAGAUUAGAUGACACAAAAUGUAGAUGUAAUCUUUGUAAAAAACAUAUUUCUGCUGCAUCUUUUUUUACAGUAACUUUAUUGUUAUUGGUAAUAUGUCGUUAUAUUAAUUUAUUAUUAUAGUGUUGUGUUUGACAAAGUUUGUCAGAUUUUUUUUAUUGUAACUUUGUUUUUACUAUUCAUAAUUAAAGUCAUAUAACAGUAAAAAAAACUCUUUGUUUACAAUUUACAUCAAUAUGUUUGUUGAUAUCUUUUCUAGCUUCCAAGUAUUCCUAUAAAAUAACCAUAAAUCAGUACAUUCAUAAUACAGUGUUUAAAUGAAUAAAAAAAACGAAAACCGAAACCAAGGUUUUUUGCCACCGAAAACCGAAACCGAAAGAAAAAUUAAAAACCGCACAUCACUAGUAAGAAUAGAUAAAGAGUUGACAGUUCUCGCUAUAAUAGUUAAAAACCUAGAUAACUGCGAUGCAAUUAUAGUCUAGCCUCAAUUGUCAUUACUACCGUUGUUAAGAUAAUAAACAAAGUCUUGAUUAUCCAGUUUUACGGUAACUGCAUCGAUCACAAAACAUACUUAAAUCUACUUAUAUCGCAGCCAUCCGAUGGCAUUGAGAGUUGAUUAUGGUCUUGGUAAAUUGAUUAAUGUCUAAUUAAUAAUUUAUAUAACAUUUCAGGCCUAAAGAAAGACCUGCAAUAGGCAAAUUUAGCUCUUGCAUAAUGCCUGUUUAAUUUACAAGUAGUAGUUGUUGAUAACUGGGAUUUGGACAAUUGAAAAAUAAGUAGAGGACUGAUCAGUGAAGAUUUCAGUUUGACAGAAAUUUUCUGCCAGUCCUAUUAUAAUUUCAGACUUUACAUAUUCUUUUGGAUGAAUAUGGGAUAAUAAUCUGAUAAAAAUAUAAAAAUUUAGACACAAGAGACUCUUUAUAUCCUGACAAUUUGUACUAAUACUACUAUACCAAAUAUUAUUGCAUAGAUGACUAUAAAUUAGUAUAAAUAUGACGUAUGCAAUGGAAUUAAUAUUAAAUGUCAUUAAAGUGAAGAAAGUGAUAUGAAAGUUUGUAUGUAAAUAUUAGAUUAUGCAUUCAUUGAAUGAGAGUAGAGUAUGUUUUUAUUUUAAUAAUUAUUUAUAUGAUAAAUCUUGGCAAAAACAGUAAAAGAUAUUUUGUAAAUAUUUUCAUUUUCUUUGUCAUGUAUAUAAAUUAUGAAAAUACCCCAAAAAAUAUUUCAUGAUAAAAAAAAUAUUUUGAUAAAAAAAAAAAUUACUGAUAGUUUAUGGUAUCUAUAUUUCUUUUUAAAGUUCAGUAUAUUUAAAUAGUGCCAGCAAUGUAUCCAUUUUAUAUAUCAUUUGAAGUUUUUGAAUAUUUUGGCCAGUCUGAAAUACAUUUGUUAAUUUCAGUGUAAAACCAGGUGCUCAGUAUUUUCUAAACAACCCAUAUUUCCACAUAAAAUCUCAGUCUGUUUAUAUCCAGUUCUAAUUGCUAAUGGAUGAAUGUAUCCAAUUUGGACAAUGUAAAUAAAAGGCAGAAGUGUAUAUAUUUCUGUGUUCUAUAUUGUUCUAUAUUGUCUAGUUUUGUGCUUUGUUCAUAUGUUUGUAUUUAUUCUGUUAAUAAAAUU